Messenger RNA from Pungitius pungitius (ninespine stickleback), 1979 nucleotides. It is a transcript of the gene tent5ba, whose product is annotated as terminal nucleotidyltransferase 5ba. The coding region runs from base 296 to 1480 and encodes 394 amino acids. Lineage: Eukaryota; Metazoa; Chordata; Actinopteri; Perciformes; Gasterosteidae. The transcript is spliced from 2 exons. Gene Ontology annotation, molecular function: RNA binding; poly(A) RNA polymerase activity. Gene Ontology annotation, biological process: mRNA stabilization. The record is from RefSeq and is a predicted model, not a curated record.
GAGGAUGCUUUAAACCUCCUUAUGAAUCGGUGCUGCGCGCAUUGAUCGGUUUUCAGCGGCACACACCGGUGAAAAUAAAAAGAUCGCUCCCAUAUCCAGCACCUUUUUGAACAACUGAACAAACUUCAUCUACCUCAACCUCCUCCUCCACAGCAGCAACAGGACCUCCUCGCGACCGACAUCCACGGGACUAUCUCACUUGUUUAGGCAGAGAAGAGCUCAGCUGAGAGGACUGAGCUUACUGAUUUAUUUUUCUUAUCUUUUAUUUUUGUUUUUCUCCUAAAACAUACUCGCCAUGUCUUGCGCCGAUACGUCGGAUCAGGAUCGGCGGUUCUGCGUUUUGUCUUGGGAUCAGGUGCAGCGUUUGGACUGGAUCCUGGGGGAGGCGAUCCCCAUCCACGGCCGCGGAAACUUCCCCACUCUGUCCGUGCAACCGCGGCAGAUCGUCCAGGUGGUGCGGGCGAGGCUGGAAGAGAGGGGUGUGUCCGUUAAAGACGUGAGGCUGAACGGAUCAGCUGCCAGCCAUGUGCUCCAUCAGGACACCGGACUGGGCUACAAGGACCUCGACCUGAUCUUCGGUGUGUCGCUGAGAGACGAUCAGGCCUUCCGUCUGGUGAAGGACGUCGUGCUGGACUGCCUGUUUGACUUCCUGCCAGCCGGCGUCUCUAAGGAGCGCAUCACGGCACUAACCCUCAAAGAAGCCUACGUACAGAAAUUAGUGAAAGUCUGUAAUGACACGGACCGCUGGAGCCUCAUCUCGCUGUCCAACAACAUGGGCAAGAACGUGGAGCUAAAAUUUGUCGACUCUUUACGGCGGCAGUUUGAAUUCAGCGUGGACUCCUUCCAGAUUUGCCUGGACUCCCUGCUGUUGUUCGACCGCUGCUCAGAGACGCCCAUGUCCGAGAGCUUUCACCCCACCGUGAUCGGCGAGAGCGUGUACGGGGACUUCAAGGAGGCCAUGGAGCACCUGUGCCAGAGGACCAUAGCUACGCGCAGCCCGGAAGAGAUCCGAGGGGGUGGCUUAUUGAAGUACUGCCACCUGCUGGUGCGAGGGUUCACACCCUCGUCGGAGGCGGACAUGAAGCACAUGCAGCGCUACAUGUGCUCGCGCUUCUUCAUUGACUUCUCCGACAUAGUGGAGCAGCAGAGGAAACUGGAGGCCUACCUGCAAAACCACUUCUCCGGGAUGGAGCACAAACGGUACGAGUGCCUGAUGACUCUUCACCACGUAGUGAACGAAAGUACCGUGUGUCUGAUGGGACACGAGCGGCGCCAGACGCUCAGCCUCAUCUCCAUGCUGGCGCUGAAGGUGCUGGCGGAGCAGAAUGCCAUCCCCACCGUGACCAACGUCACGUGUUACUACCAGCCAGCUCCGUACGUGCAGGACAUCAACUUCAGCAAUUACUAUAUUGCACACGUGCAGCCGCCACAGCUCUCACCGUGCAGUAAUUCCUAUCAGACGUGGCUGCCCUGUAGCUGAACUGGCUGAAAAUGGAAGUAGAAAAAAAAAAUGCAAAUAAAUUCAAACAUUCAUGCCAAAUGUGUCUUAACAUGUACUGCUUUACAUCUGAUUGAGCCGACACAUACAAUUUUCUCACUUGUGUUCUCUUGCAAAAUAUCUGUGAGAUUGCUGGUAAUUUCAAAAGAUGAUAUCUUCUUUAAGUAUUUAAGUCUUUAUGAAGCUUUAUAUAUGUUGAAAUACAUUUUCGAGGAAAUAAACGUUAAAGCUAGUGUUUUUUUUCACAGUUUGGCUUUAUUAUUAUUCUUUUUAAUUCCGUACUGGACCAAAGACAUAUUUGUCGUUUAGAAAGGGAAUGUGGUUAUGAUCCCAAGUGCCUAAAAUGAACCAUGAAAUGUUCUAAAAAAACAUUUGUAACUGUGCAUUCAGUGGUUUCUAGAGUACUCUGACUCUUUUUUCAGGAACAGAAGCAUUCAUUUUUGUGAAAUUAAAAACAGGAAAUAAACUACUUUAUUUUGUA